AUGUUUGAAAAUAUUGUGCUCAAGAAUUGUUUCAGACUUUCUGUUCAAGAUUACAAUCACCAAACUGCUUCAGCAACAGAGAUACGGCGAGCUUAUCGCAAGCUUUCUUUGCAACUUCACCCUGAUAAAAAUAAAGCGCCUGAUGCCGAAAAGAAAUUCCUUGAGAUGGUGUCAGUUUAUGAAGUUUUGAAAGAUCCUGAGAAAAGACAAAGGUACAACGAUGUUCUCAAGAAUGGACUUCCUGAUUGGAAACAACCUGUCUUUUACUAUCGGCGAGUUCGUAAAAUGGGUUUCCUUGAGCUUAGUGUUUUAAUGUUCCUGAUUCUGACUGUGGGCCAAUACCUAGUCAUCUGGUCAGUUUACUUAGAGCGGAAAUUUACUGUGGAAGAAAACUAUGCAAGCAAGUUGAAGAAAUCUGAGAAGAAAAGCCGGAAGAAAGCAGCAAUGUGUGAAAAUGAGAUUGAAGCUGAAUUUAAAGAGGAGUUGAAUGCCAUUAAUCGCCCCCAAUUAAUUGAUUUGUGGCCACUACGUCUGACUUGCUGGCUGUAUACAAAUACCCUCAAUAUUCCUCUCUACUACUGUCUACUUAGACAAUAUCUCAUAUCUUGGAGAGAGAGAUGUAAAGAAGUUGAAGUGGAAGAAGAAAACCCCCCUGUUCAAGAACCAGUAAAGAAAGUCAAAAAACGUCAAAGGAUUGAACUUCCAGAAUAUUCUGCUGAGACGUUUGCAUCUACAGCUGCUGUAGCAUAUACUCCUUCCAUUGACAUCACUCUUGAUUCAAAGCCUGAACAAAAAAUAAAGUCUGGUGUUGAAUGGAAUGAAGAAGAUUACGCUUUGCUGGCCAGAGCUAUUGCAAGAUACCCUGGAGGAACUACUGGUCGGUGGGAAAAAGUAGCUGAGAUGGUGGCUCGACCUGUUUCAGAGGUUAUAAGUAAAUCAAAAAGCAACAAGAAAAACAUUCUAGCAAAUUCUAUAUCAGGCUUACAAGAUAGUGUAAAUGUUAAACCAACAACAAAAUCGAACUUUGUUGAUGACAACAUUAUAUCUACUAAAAUGAAUUCAGAAGUAUUUUUAGAUACAAUGUAUGGUUCUCAAACACCCAUUGGAGAGAAAGGACUCUCAUCUAAUCAAAAGAAAAAAAGCAAUAUUAAAACUGUAGCACAAAAUAUUGGUUCAAUUGAAACAGUUGAGUCUGAAAAGGCCCAGACAAACAGUGUACCAUCAGAAUCUCUAUCAACUACUGAUAGAAGUAAUAGUAGCAGUCAUAGUUCCCAUAUCAAAAUAACUGAUGAAAUUUCAAGAGACAGUCAAGAUUUCUGGUCUCAGGCUAAUCAGAUGACUUUUGAAAAGAUGUUGCGGUUAUAUCCAAAAGGUACUGAGUUAAGAUGGGAAAAAAUUGCUGAAAAUAUCCCUUCAAAAUCUAAGGAGGACUGCAUUUUACGAUUCAAAUAUUUGGUAAGCAUGAUUAAAAAGAAGAAAGUUCAGCAAUGACGUAAGGCUACAGAGGGUUUCUAACUGACUAUUGAAAUUUACUGCUGGAUGCGUGAGAAUGCUUGACGAACAAGUGUUGUUUUCAAUAUAAAGUCUCCACACAUCAUUUAUAUUAAAAUACCAAAGAAUAUACCUCAUUUGUUGCUUCUUCAGAACUGGAAUAGCAUUAUGAAAAAAAUACUCUUUAUUUUGUUGCUAUUAAAUACUUUUGUUACUGGAAGUUACCAUUUAAUACACUGGAAAACAAAACUAGAUUCAUUUGGUGAUCAGAACUGUUAAUCAUUGUUACAUUAUGUCUUUCUUUCUAUAAAAAACACAGGUAUAUACUCACAUUUCAUAAAGUACAUUUCCAUAUGGUAUUGGUAUACUUCACUGGGCCUUGCAGAAUUAUUUCAGGUUAUUUCAUAUGUAAUACAUUUUUAUUUUAAAUAUAUGAAAUCUUUUACUAAAAAUGAUCACCAUGUAUGUCUAUUAGUGUUUUAUAUGUGUAUUUGUAUAUAUGUAAAUGUCUAUGUUUGUGGGUGUUUGUUUGAAUAUGCAAACAUAAACAUGCUUAUUUCUAUGUAUAUAAAAAUAUAAAAACAGUUAAAUGUAUAUAUCUAGAAUAGAGAGAAACAGAGAGUGUAUGUGUGUGUGUGUGUUGUUAACAGUUUUUUAGAGCAAGAUGUAUUUCUAUAUGUAGAUAUAUACAUACACACAGAUAUGGUGCUGCUUCUUGAUAACAUUUGGUCUUUGGUACUACUUUCAAAGAAGUUCUGAUUUUAAUAACUGCCUCAGACACAGAUUUCAAUCAAGAAUCUCUUUACUCUUAUUUCUAAUUUAUUUUUUUGCCAAAUAUAAAUGAUAUCAAAGACAAACAUAAUCAUUUGGUCAGUAUUUGUUUGUUCUUUUGUCACAGCCUGUUAUCUGCACUGUAAACAAUAUUUUUGUGGCAAAGAAACACCAAGAAUGGCUUGGAGAAUGUCUGUUGAAUAUUUCUAUGAUGGAAGGAAUUUAUUAUACUAACUAUCUCUUCCCAACUCAAAAAACUGUACAGUCAUGAUGAAGGACUACUAGUAAGAUCGAACAACAUUCCAACAUGUAGGACUUGUAGUUCAGUUGAAUACAUUCCAUGAGACAGGAUUUAUACUUUUGAUAUUUUAGUCAGUUACAAUGUUUUUUUGGUAAAAAAAAAAAAAAAAACAUAAUUCUAGUUGUUUUCUUUUAUACUUGUACAAAACUUCACCCAUCCCAAAUUUUCAGUGUUUAUAUCAGUUGCAGUUUAUUGUUGAAGUGUUAUAUAACUUACAUGUAUUAAAUGUUAAUUAUAAUU
This is a messenger RNA of Octopus bimaculoides (California two-spot octopus), 2803 nucleotides long. RefSeq names its product dnaJ homolog subfamily C member 1. Gene Ontology annotation, cellular component: endomembrane system. Lineage: Eukaryota; Metazoa; Mollusca; Cephalopoda; Octopoda; Octopodidae. The record is from RefSeq and is a predicted model, not a curated record.